This is a messenger RNA of Dichotomopilus funicola, 1734 nucleotides long. Its product is annotated as lung seven transmembrane receptor-domain-containing protein. The record is from RefSeq and is a predicted model, not a curated record. Bases 1 to 1734 code for a protein of 577 amino acids. Gene Ontology annotation, cellular component: membrane; Golgi apparatus. NCBI's taxonomy places the organism in Eukaryota, Fungi, Ascomycota, Sordariomycetes, Sordariales, Chaetomiaceae. Gene Ontology annotation, biological process: retrograde transport, endosome to Golgi. The transcript has 6 exons.
AUGAGGCGCUGGGCAGGGUUUCUCCUUGCCUUACUGCUGUCCGCGUGGACAGCAGCGGCAUUGGAAGUCAAGCUUGAUCAAGACGAUAACCAACGAUGUGCCGGCAUGUAUAGCAAAAGCUCAUGGGGCGGUCCCGUCGACCCCUUCAUCCACGUCAAGUUCACCGGCGUCGGUAAGGACGGGGGCGACGACCCGGUAGUCAGCCUGCUCAUCUUCGACUGGAUGGACCAGAGCUUCCUCGACGUGCUGCCCGACGGCGCUGACCGGGCCGCCAUCUGCCAGCCCGAGUUCGUCGAUGCCGGAUACUGCAACCAGACCGACAUUGGCAAGUUCCUCGUGGCCCCUAACGCCACCGAGCAAUCCGUCAACGUCAUCUUGACCGAGGCCGUCCACCUCAAGGACUCGAAGCCCAUCAAGUACCCCAUCGCCAAGACCGGCUACUUCUGCGUCGUCACUGAGAAGUUCGACGCCACCAACUACGAGGCCAUUAUCGAGUUCCGCAACGCGUACGGCGAGCUUCCGGCUACGCAGAUCCCCAAGCUGCCCUUCUACGGCGGCAUCACGCUUGCAUAUGCUCUGGUUUCAGUGUUCUGGGGGUUUUUGUACUUCCAACACAGGUCCGACAUACUGGCCGUGCAAAACUAUAUCACGGCCAUUCUCAUUUUCUUGGUCAUUGAGAUGCUCAUGACUUGGGGCUUCUACGACUACCUCAAUAGGAACGGAUCCAAUGUGGGAUCUCAAGUCCUGCUCGUCAUCGUCGCCAUCCUUAACGCGGCCCGCAACUCCUUUUCCUUCUUCCUCCUCCUAAUCGUCUGCAUGGGCUACGGCGUGGUCAAGCCGACCCUCGGCCGUACCAUGAUCUACGUCCGGUGGCUCGCCAUCGCCCACUUCGUCUUCGGUAUCGUCUACGCCAUCACCAGUCUCGUAGUCAACCCGGAUACCGCCGGCCCCUUCGUCCUCCUCAUCGUCUUCCCCUUAGCCGGCACGCUGACAGCCUUCUACGUCUGGACCCUUAACUCCCUCAGCUGGACGCUCAAGGACCUCCGCGAGCGCAAACAGCACGUCAAAGAGGCCAUGUACCGCAAACUAUGGUGGUGCAUCCUCAUCUCCAUCCUCGUCAUCUUCGCCUUCUUCUUCUUCAACUCCUUCACCUUCGCCUCGGCGCGCGACCCGGACUUCGUCCCCUUCCACUGGAAGACCCGCUGGUUCGUCCUCGACGGCUGGCUCAACAUUGUCUACUUUGGCGAUGUCGCCUUCAUCGCAUACGUCUGGCGGCCCACGGCCAAUAAUCGCCGUUUCGCCAUGAGUGAUGAGAUUGCUCAGGACGACGAUGGCACGUUUGAGAUUGCUAACCUCGAUAUUGGCAAUCCGGACGAGUCGGAUGACGAAGAUGAGGAGGCUAGAAUUGGCGGUAACAAGAAGCAGACGGGGAGCACAUUACCCGGCUUCGAAAACCAAAGCGGGUCGCAAUCACAGUCGCGCGGCUUCUCAGUGGCUGCCGCCGGUGCCGCUGCCGGUGCCGCCGCCGGUGCAGCGGCGUCGUCUUCGCAACCGGCGAGGGCGUCGCUGGAUAACGGGGAGACGAUAUUUGCUGUGGGAGAUGAUGGGAAGUUUUCUGAUGAGGAGGAGUCGGGGUCGGGGGAGUCGGAUGAUGACGAUGAUGAUGACGAUGAUGAUGAGGAGGAGGAUGAUAGUGAGGAGGAGUCGGCGCAGAUGGUUAAGGGGAAAAAGUAG